This is a messenger RNA of Coregonus clupeaformis (lake whitefish), 1195 nucleotides long. RefSeq names its product aquaporin-8. Gene Ontology annotation, biological process: transmembrane transport; water transport. The transcript is spliced from 5 exons. The record is from RefSeq and is a predicted model, not a curated record. Bases 211 to 990 code for a protein of 259 amino acids. Gene Ontology annotation, molecular function: water channel activity. Lineage: Eukaryota; Metazoa; Chordata; Actinopteri; Salmoniformes; Salmonidae. Gene Ontology annotation, cellular component: plasma membrane.
AAAGGUAGAUAUUUUGACACACACCUGCGGACAUUAUCGCCAGUGCUGCACUGUAACUCUAGAUACAAAGACUCCUCUCUCUCAUCUAUUCCCUCUCCAAACUCCUCCAUUUGCUCUCUCUCUCUCUCUCUCUCUCUCUCUCUCUCUCUCCUCUAUUCUCUCUCUCUCUCUCCUCUAUUUUCUCUCUAUCUCUCCAAACUCCUCUCCACUAUGACAAAAGAGACGAUGGAACUGGGUGACGUUGGGACAUCCCUGAUGGCAUCAGACUCUAAGAAAGCACCGGUCAAGCCUCCCAACAAGUUUGAGCGCCUGGUCCAGCCGUGUCUGGCUGAGCUGGUGGGGACCAUGUUCUUUGUGUUCAUCGGCUGUGUGUCGGUCAUAGAGAAUGUGGAGGCAGCAGGGAGGCUGCAGCCAGCUCUUGCCCAUGGUCUGGCUGUGGCGGUCAUGGUGGCUUGCAUGGCAGAGAUCAGCGGCUCCCAUUUUAACCCCCCGUUUACCAUGGCGAUCUACCUGUGUGGAGGCAUGAAGCUGAAUAUGGUGGUGCCCUACCUCAUCAGUCAGCUCAUAGGGGGUGUGCUAGGUGCUUCUAUGUCAAAGCUGAUGACCACAACAGAGAACUACUCCAAGGCCCAGGGGGCAGCGUUUGCCCUGCUGCAGUCACAAGAUCAGCUGUGGGGGGCUCUGUUUGGGGAGAUGGCCAUGACCUGCCUGGUCACCAUGGUGGUGCUGCUGGGGGCGGUCAACGCCAAGAGUAGCAGCCCCAUGGUGCCCUUCAUGGUGGGCUGCACUGUCAUCAUCAACAUCCUGGCUGGUGGAGAUGUGUCUGGAACCUGUCUGAACCCGGCCAGAGCCCUGGGUCCUGCUAUAGUGGCCAACUACUGGACCUACCACUGGGUUUACUGGGUAGGACCUAUUACUGGUGGACUGGUGGCUGCUGCACUGGUCAGACUACUGCUUGGAGACAGGAAGACACGUAUUCUCAUGAAGUAAUACCAUAUGUCGAGUUGAUAGGUCUGAGAUUACCACUGUUGUUACAUAUAUUAUCACCAUUAUUGCUAUAUUAUCACCAUUAUUGUUAUAUUAUCACCAUUGUUGUUGCAUAUAUUAUCACCAUAAUUAUCCUAAUUAAAAUCAUUCAAUUCAAAACUAAUACAAUUUCCCAGUAUAUUUUGGGGAAACUAUUUUCCUGUGACUG